This is a messenger RNA of Pongo pygmaeus (Bornean orangutan), 936 nucleotides long. Its product is annotated as olfactory receptor 51I2-like. Gene Ontology annotation, biological process: G protein-coupled receptor signaling pathway. Gene Ontology annotation, cellular component: plasma membrane. Gene Ontology annotation, molecular function: G protein-coupled receptor activity; olfactory receptor activity. The record is from RefSeq and is a predicted model, not a curated record. Lineage: Eukaryota; Metazoa; Chordata; Mammalia; Primates; Hominidae.
AUGGGGUUGUUCAAUGUCACUCACCCUGCAUUCUUCCUCCUGACUGGUAUCCCUGGUCUGCAGAGCUCUCACUCCUGGCUGUCAGGGCCCCUCUGUGUGAUGUAUGCUGUGGCCCUUGCGGGAAAUACAGUGAUCCUGCAGGCUGUGCGAGUGGAGCCCAGCCUCCAUGAGCCCAUGUGCUACUUCCUGUCCAUGUUGUCCUUCAGUGAUGUGGCCAUAUCCAUGGCCACACUGCCCACUGUAUUCCGAACCUUCUGCCUCAAUGCCCGCAACAUCGCUUUUGAUGCCUGUCUAAUUCAGAUGUUUCUUAUUCACUUCUUCUCCAUGAUGGAAUCAGGCAUUCUGCUGGUCAUGAGUUUUAACCGCUAUGUGGCCAUUUGUGACCCCCUGCGCUAUGCAACUGUGCUCACCACUGAAGUCAUUGCUGCAACGGGUUUAGGUGCAGCUGCUCGAAGCUUCAUCACUCUUUUCCCUCUUCCCUUUCUUAUUAAGAGGCUGCCUAUCUGCAGAUCCAAUGUUCUUUCUCACUCCUACUGCCUGCACCCAGACACGAUGAGGCUUGCCUGUGCUGAUAUCACUAUCAACAGCAUCUAUGGACUCUUUGUUCUUGUAUCCACCUUUGGCAUGGACCUGUUUUUUAUCUUCCUCUCCUAUGUGCUCAUUCUGUGUUCUGUCAUGGCCAUUGCUUCCCGUGAGGAACGCCUCAAAGCUCUCAACACAUGUGUGGCACAUCUCCUGGCUGUACUUGCAUUUUAUGUGCCAAUGAUUGGGGUCUCCACAGUGCACCGCUUUGGGAAGCAUGUCCCAUGCUACAUACAUGUCCUCAUGUCAAAUGUGUACCUAUUUGUGCCUCCUGUGCUCAACCCUCUCAUUUAAGCAAAGACAAAGGAAAUCCGCCGAGCCAUUUUCCGCAUGUUUCACCACAUCAAAAUAUGA